Messenger RNA from Tarenaya hassleriana, 482 nucleotides. Its product is annotated as thionin-like protein 2. The transcript has 2 exons. The coding region runs from base 16 to 363 and encodes 115 amino acids. NCBI's taxonomy places the organism in Eukaryota, Viridiplantae, Streptophyta, Magnoliopsida, Brassicales, Cleomaceae. The record is from RefSeq and is a predicted model, not a curated record.
GAGAGAGGGAGAGAGAUGAAGAGUACUGUGGUGGUGAUGGUGAUGGUGAUGGCGAUGGGGACACUUGUGGUUAAGACAGAAGCUGAUUCAUUGGUAGAGUGUUACAAAGGAUGUUUUGUGGUUUGUGCGAUGCAGAAGAAGUGGCAGGCAUUCGUUUGUCCUUUCACUUGUCUGAAGGAUUGUCUUCAACCUCCAACUUUUUCUUCCCUCACUCCCUCACAAAAUAUGGAUCUAACUCAACACCUUUGCCAGCUUAGUUGCGCUUCUUCACGUUGUAUCAGCCUCAGCUCUCUCCAAAAUCCCAAUGAAAAGAAGGUGGAAACCUGCUUGAAUUCAUGCUCGGAAACCUGCACGAAGAGCUAGUUCGAGUGUUCUGCAAACUCUUGUUAGAAUCCCGAUUGGAUCGUAUUCAAUUUAAAUAAAAUGUUACAUUAUUUACAGUCCAAUUUAUAUUUUUUUCUUAUAGUCUUUGAUUUGUAUUA